AUGACGACCUUCGUCUGGCAGGAAGUUGCAGGGGGCUGCCGGUGGUCCGCUGCUUCAGCAUCAUACCUGUCACCUGUGUCUACAGUAGCGGCGCUGCAGAUGCAGCAGAUGGCAGCACUCAAUGGUAACGGCAUCAUCACCCCAUCACCCCCUCGUACAAACACUCCGCCCACUAUUGCAGCCACUCCCAUCUCAGCUCUGCCUCCACCAAUCGGAGUGAACGGCUAUAGUCCUAUACCGGCAAACACCAAUGGGCUGCCAGCUUCAGAAAUCUACACCAAUGGUGUUCAUCCAUAUCAAGCUGCCUAUCCGACCGCAUAUGGAUUGAUCAGCCAGCCGUACAUACAGCAACCCACCCCGGUUUCCCAGCAACAACUGCAGCAGCAGAGAGAAGGUCCUGAGGGGUGUAACAUCUUCAUUUACCAUUUGCCUCAGGAGUUCACUGACUCAGAAAUGCUCCAGAUGUUUCUGCCGUUCGGAAACGUCAUUUCUGCAAAAGUCUUUGUCGACCGAGCCACCAAUCAAAGCAAGUGCUUCGCUAAGAACGAGCACCGUGUGUGUUCAGGAAAAUACUAACUAGGGAGCAACUACCUAGAAACCUCCCACAAUUCCCAGCCAUCACAUAGCUAUACACUGGUGAUAUUGUAUUAUCAU
This is a messenger RNA of Carassius gibelio (silver crucian carp), 654 nucleotides long. RefSeq names its product CUGBP Elav-like family member 3. The transcript has 5 exons. Gene Ontology annotation, molecular function: RNA binding. Lineage: Eukaryota; Metazoa; Chordata; Actinopteri; Cypriniformes; Cyprinidae. The coding region runs from base 1 to 576 and encodes 191 amino acids. The record is from RefSeq and is a predicted model, not a curated record.